Molecule: messenger RNA, 582 nt
Organism: Manduca sexta (tobacco hornworm)
Lineage: Eukaryota; Metazoa; Arthropoda; Insecta; Lepidoptera; Sphingidae
Exons: 5
Source: RefSeq, a predicted model, not a curated record
UACAAGGCUGGUAUAUUAUAAUUUUACCCCUAUUUGUUCCAGAAGCGGCAACAAUGACUUGAGCAAUGAAACAGCGCCAUCUACUGGUCAGGUGAGAUGCUACGAUGCCUCGUUUGAAGUACGCUUCAGUGGUGCGCGGAGUGGUCAUCCUCGCUCUUUUUUGUCUGUGGCUCCAGAUAAUAUUGUCUGCGGGUAGCGGGAAUGGGGGUACAGGAUAUCGGGAUGGAGGUUUCGAAUUUACCCAUGAUCCUAUAGAGUUGAAAGGACUUCUCAUUAAAAAACAUACUACUGUUUAUAAAGAUACUAAUUCAAUAAAGGAACAAUUGGUUACAUUACCACCAUUCACACCUGUGACAGGUUACAUUUCCUCUGAAGUGUCAAGUACAAAUUUCUUUGGCAUCCAAGGAUGUGGUAUCGGCGUAUUCUACAUACUCGGAUUCAAUAUGACGUUUAUAUACGACUCAUGCCUCGGAUAUUCGUUGGAAGAGCUGAUGAAUGCCAACGACACCUCGGAGCAUGUCCUGGCGCUGGUGCCGCCGGAACUCCACAAAUAUUUGACUGUACACCCCAAGAAUUUUAGCG